UCGCCCUUCAACUGAAACUGCAGCUGCUGAGGCGGAGCUGAGCUCGGAGCUGCAACAAUGGCGGUCUCAUAUUCUCUGACCGUGUCUCCCCUUCACGCGACCAACGGAGCUCAUCUAAGCUCGUGCUGUUCUUCUAGUUCUAAGCUUCAGUGGUUCACUACCCCUCUGAAGCCAACGAAGAGGCAGUCUCGCUUCGUCGUUCUUGCUCGGAAGUCGGGGGAAGGGCUGGUGACCGAGAAGAAGAAGAGGGAGCUGCUUCAGAGCUAUGGUCUCAAUCCGGAUGAGUUCUUAUCCGAUCCCUCCCCUAAGCCAAGAAGGGGAAAGGAUGCGCCGGAGAUGGGAAGAGGCAGUAAAGCUCGGACGGAGGACUCUCCCCCUCCGCGAACUACCCAUAAACUCCUUCAGGUGCUCGGGGGAACGGCUCGAAGAAAGAAGUUACUUUCACCCAAAGGCAUGGAUGUGCGUCCUAUGAUGGAAGUGGUAAAAGGUGCAGCCUUUGCUAUACUGCAGGCAGCUGGUGGCUGUCCUGCAUCAUUGAGACCUGGCCGGUGGUUGGAUCUGUAUAGUGGUACAGGCUCUGUCGGUAUUGAAGCCAUUAGUCGCGGUUGUUCCCAGGCACACUUUGUGGAGAUGGAUCCUUGGGUUGUCUCUGAUGUUUUACGCCCAAACUUGGAGUGGACUGGAUUUCUUGAAGCCGCUGUUAUACAUACAGUUCGUGUUGAAGAUUUUUUACAACGGGCAGACCAAAUUGUUGGUAAAGAUGGACCUUUUGAUUAUAUCAGUGUGACACCCCCAUAUACACAAGUCGAUUAUGGAGUUCUGAUGGACCAAAUAUCAAAGUCAACAUUAAUGGGAGAAGAUUCUUUUAUCGUGGUGGAGUAUCCUUUAAGAACUGACAUGCUGAACACUUGCGGAUGCCUUGUAAAGAUAGCUGAUCGACGUUUUGGUCGAACACAUUUGGCAAUUUAUGGUCCCCAAUGGGCUGAGAAGAAGAAGAAAUCAAUUAACUCUGGAAGACUGUUUAAAAAUCUUAGGGAGUGAGCAUAACAUGAAGGUGAUGGUGUUGCUUUGAAUGCGAUGUAAUAUCCAUAAGGGCCAGAUGAUAUCCACAGUGGCACGUGUAGUGUUAUGGUGAUGCUGCAUUAGCAGAGGCUUGUGGUCUAUUCUACUCGUCUAAUAAAUGAAUCUGCAAGAAGUCACAUGCUUCACGGCAAAGCUGAAAGGGAUGGGUCUAGCCCAUGCAUCACUUUUCCAGAGAAUCUGAGGUAUCCUUUAAGGUUAUGUUCCAAGGAAACAGUUCGAGAGUUGAUGCUGCGCGAACUUGAGACAUUUGUUGAUGUGAUUGAUAUGCUUACUAUCAUGUUGUAUUGCUAUAGGAUAACCCUAGUCAGAAAUCUGACAGUACAUAGAUUUGUCGGACUGGGGAUAAUUGGGUCUGGCUUGUAAAUCGCGUAUGUAGUUGUUUUCAAACCCAUCAUUUGUUUAUCAUGGAAAAGUUGAAACUCUUGCUGAUAGUGACUUCAACAAGUGAUAAGUUGAUCGCAAAAGUUUCUUUCUGCCGUAA
Punica granatum (pomegranate) is the source of this 1564-nucleotide messenger RNA. NCBI's taxonomy places the organism in Eukaryota, Viridiplantae, Streptophyta, Magnoliopsida, Myrtales, Lythraceae. The record is from RefSeq and is a predicted model, not a curated record.